AUGCGUCUAAUUUGGAUCUGCCCGCAAAGAGGAUGCGCCUCGCGCAAAAAAGGAAAGAAAGAAAGAGAAAUAGGGAGGGGUGGGGGGUUACACGUGGGGGCCCCACGGGGCCCGGGCGUGUGCCCCCGGCCGCUCUCUCUCGCGUGUACCCCGAAUAUAAUACGUACCGUAUGUAGUACGUGCGUAUAUAUAGCGAAGGGCUGGUCCUUCGGAGGAUUUAGUGAGACUCUCGGGAUGACGAGCGAAGCGCGGGGCUCGCGGACGGGGAACACGGACUUCAGCAUAGCCCGUAUCCUCGCGGACGAGCUCCCGACGUCGGGCGUGGACGUCGACGCGCGGAAGUUCCGACGCGAGCCGCCGGGAACGAGAACCGGGUCGGAGGAACGCGACCGAGCGUCACCGGACGACGAGACGACGCGCCGCGACGUUCCCGUCGUCGUCGUCGCGGAACGACGACGCAGCGGCGACCAUAACCGGGACGUCGAGAACACGUCGGUGCGGCGGACCGACCUCACGUGGCUCCAGUACACGCGGUACAGACCACCGAGGCUCCCCAGGAGGUCGUUCGCCGAGAGGCGAAUCAAGCGACGAGCGGGUGACCAUCCCCGCAUUCCGUUCUCCUCGUCUCAGCUGCAAGUGUUGGAGGACAGGUACAGGAGGUGCGCCUACCUGACCAGAAACGAGGUCGUCGAGAUGUCCGCGACGCUGAGACUGCCGCAGAGCAAAAUCAAGAUCUGGUUUCAAAAUCGUAGGGCGAGGCAAAGAAAGGAAUCAUUGGAAUCCACGAUAACGGCGCGAUGACUCGAUGAUGAUGGUGAAAAUCGACAAUGAUUCUUUUGGGAUCCGAAUCAAGAGGAUCAUCGAGAUCGUCGACGACAGUGCGCCGAUCGAUCUCUAAUCUGGUUCGCGAUUGUUCCGAGCGGCUCGAUCUUCGGUACCGUAACUUAUUUAUUUCGCGCUCUUCGAUUAUUGUACUGUAAAUAAAAUUAUUUGCGACUUUAA
Monomorium pharaonis (pharaoh ant) is the source of this 1002-nucleotide messenger RNA. RefSeq names its product homeobox protein MSX-2. NCBI's taxonomy places the organism in Eukaryota, Metazoa, Arthropoda, Insecta, Hymenoptera, Formicidae. The record is from RefSeq and is a predicted model, not a curated record. Gene Ontology annotation, cellular component: nucleus. Gene Ontology annotation, molecular function: DNA-binding transcription factor activity, RNA polymerase II-specific; RNA polymerase II transcription regulatory region sequence-specific DNA binding. Gene Ontology annotation, biological process: regulation of transcription by RNA polymerase II; embryonic morphogenesis.